Molecule: messenger RNA, 3765 nt
Organism: Notothenia coriiceps (black rockcod)
Lineage: Eukaryota; Metazoa; Chordata; Actinopteri; Perciformes; Nototheniidae
Product: phosphatidylinositol 4-kinase beta-like
Exons: 4
Biological process (GO): phosphatidylinositol phosphate biosynthetic process; phosphatidylinositol-mediated signaling
Cellular component (GO): cytoplasm; membrane
Molecular function (GO): 1-phosphatidylinositol 4-kinase activity
Source: RefSeq, a predicted model, not a curated record
CAGGUUAAAGACAGACACAACGGGAACAUCCUCCUGGACUCUGAAGGUCACAUCAUCCACAUCGACUUCGGCUUCAUCCUCUCCAGCUCACCUCGAAACCUCGGAUUCGAAACGUCCGCCUUCAAACUCACUUCGGAGUUUGUGGACGUGAUGGGGGGUCUGGACGGAGACAUGUUCAUCUACUACAAGAUGCUGAUGCUGCAGGGUCUCAUCGCGGCUCGCAAACACAUGGAGAAGGUUCUGCAGAUCGUGGAGAUCAUGCAGCAGGGCUCUCACCUGGCGUGCUUCCACGGAUCCAGCACCAUCCGGGGUCUGAAGGAGCGUUUCCACAUGUCUCUGACGGAGGAGCAGCUGCAGGUUCUGGUGGAGCAGCUGGUGGACGGGUCCAUGAGGUCCAUCACCACCAAGCUGUACGACUCCUUCCAGUACGUCACCAACGGCAUCAUGUGACCUCUGAUCUGCGUGUGUGUGAGAGACUGUGUGUUCUGGUGGACGGGUCCAUGAGGUCCAUCACCACCAAGCUCUACGACUCCUUCCAGUACGUCACCAACGGCAGUCGCUGAUCAUCUCUGUUUCAUCUCGUCCGUCUCAAGUCUUUAUUGUAACGAUGAUCAGCUGAUUUGUUGUGUUGCGUUCAUGAGCAGCUGGGAGCGUCCGGGACUUUAAACCUACCUGGAAACAUCAAGUUAAAUUAAAAAAAAAAAAAAAAACUAAAAGACUUCUAUUGGAUUCCCCUCUGAAGCAGCACAUGUUCCAGAUGCAUCAUCGAAGAGUUUAAAACAAGAGUUAUACUUAAACAAACUGUGCGGGGAACAUUAGAGCUGGUGAUCAGACUGAAACGCUCACUUCAGUUUCUUCUAAUUUGUGACGUUUUCUGACACUUUAAAGACCAAAUCAUAAAUUGUAAUGAAUCCUUAAUAGCAAACUCUCUCUAAAUAAAGAAGUGUGUUUGGGAGAGUUGUAAGAACCUGCGCAGAGAAGCUAACGUGUUCAGAGAGAUUGAACGGUUUGAGAUGUUUAUUUUGUGUUUAGUUUGAAUGUUUUCACCAGACAUUUAUCACAGCUGUUUCUGAACAAAUAAACCAGCUCCAGCUGGAAGAACAUUACAGUUCUUCACCGUUAUUUUUAUGCAAACUUUAAGAACAUUGACUCAUCUAGCGUAAAAGUCACAUAGCGGUUCAAGCAUGCCGUUCGCUAAGUGUUAGCACGUAACCUUGCUAAUUGAGCAUGCAUGCUAACGUUGGUAAGCUAAAGUGCUCCGGUGUUUGGCUCCAAUAGCGUGAAUUUUAUAAAUAUUUCUACAAACAUGAACAUCAUUUAAACUUUAGGGUUAUCCCACUGAUAUCUGUGGGAGACAUUCCAGCCUAAAAUAACUGAUAACGGCUAACAUGCUAACACUAGAACUCUGUUGUGGUUCUCUUUGUUAAACCAAAUGCACACAAUGAUCUUGUGAAUAGUUUGCUUCAUUUAAUGUGGAGAUUUAAUGGACCUUUCCAUCUUUAUUUUAGUAACAUUCAUAGACAGUGCUAACCGCUACCUUUCCUAAUGUUAUGACUCGAAAACGUGACGAGUGUCUGGUGAAAAAUAGAGACGUGUGCAUCAUCAGUUUAUCUCCAGGAUCGUCUCUGGUUCAUUUCUAUUUCUUUCCUCGUGGUCCAUGUUGAAUUUCAUGAGAAACUUCUGUGUACAUUUGUUCCAUUCAGGACUUGAUAAAGGAUGCUAACGCUAACACAACUCUACAGUGUUGAAAUACAAAGUCAAGUCAAAGUCAAAGAACAGUCCCGCACAUUUUAGAGCCAAAAUGGCUUCUGAAACUAUUCUUUUAACAGAUUUAUGCAAGAACAUCUUCCUCUCCAUUAACUGGAUAUCUGUGUAUAACUCUUGAGUCAAUGUGUUACUGUCUGUGAACGAUAUAUUUGCAUAUUUAACGAUGGCUGAUUAGCUGAUUAGAAACAUUCCUCCGGCUGAAGCAGAGACUCUGUUUGACAGAACGUUUAUUUUUUCUUUAUGAGUAGACGCAUUUCCUGAAUAUGUGAAUGUUUUUUUAUAUAAUAACAAUCCACUAAACAAAUGUUUUUUCUCAGACUAAUGUGUUCUUAGUAUUGCUGAGCAACUUUAAAACGUAUAUAAUGAAGUUGUAACUAAUGUUGGUGACACUAUUAAUGGCUUAAUUCCAGUCUAUCACACUUAAACAUAAAAACUGGGUUUAUUUUCUGUAAGAAAUCAGAUUUAAGUAUGUAUUUGCAAAUGUAGACAUCAGCUCAGUUAACAUCAGUUUGUUUAAACACGAGCUAGAAAUUAAAAGCUAGUUAGCGAGUCAAUGCUCUUGUACCCAACGUUGUAGCUACAGUUGUAUUUACAGUUUAGGGAUGAGGAAAAACCUUGUUCGCCAGCUAUUAAUGAGUUAGCUAGCAUUAACUAGCAUGCUAAGAGCUCUCCUUCUUCUGCUAACACUAGUACAUUGUGGAGAAAAAACUAAAAACAGGCUAGCAAACACUUUAGCUGACUUCCUGUUUUAUUUCAUACACGUGUUUUAUGUUUUAUUAAUAAUGCUAACGGAGGCAGACAGACACUGGGACGGCUUAUGCUAGCUAACUAGCUUUGAACUAACUUGUACACGAGCAGUAACUAUUGUACAGUUUACAGCAGCAGUGUUACAAUAUAUAACUUUAUUAUCUACUGACUGUUUUCAGUACAACUAAACCUAAUUUGAAAUCACUAUACCAGGACUGCUGCUUAUUGUUAGCAUGACAGCGUGACUCAGCUUAAAUUGUUGCUAGCUUAUAAUAUUUUUCACAAUCAAAUGUUAUCUUUAUAAAUCUUUUUAAGCUUAUGUUUUAGAAUAGCUAGUGGUUGUAGCUAACAAGCUAGAGUCGACAGGCUAGCUAGGUUAACCAUGUAGUGACAAACCUAGCAAGCUAGUUGGCUAACGAACAAUUAACUGUUCAGUCUUUUUCUGUUAGCACUGUGGUGAAAAUUAGCUAAUUAUAAUUGUAAAGACACAAAGGCUGGAAUAAUGUCACUAGCUGGUGUUACCAUCAUUAUUUUAUGUACAGUUGUUUUUGUGUGUGUUGACCACUAUUGAAGGAGAAGCACAGACAUUUUAUUGUGAAACCAUGUUACCGUCUGCUAACCGUUAGCCCGCUACCCGUUAGCCGCUACUUUAUACACCACCGCGCUUUAAAAAGACGCAGCUGUGACUAAAGUUUACCAGAUAAGCAACUUGAAUAGCAACUACCCUCUCUCGCUCUGUUCCUGUGUUAAUAUGUAUGUAUGUAAAUGAACUGUUUAAUGUAAAAUGAGAUGCCUUGAGACGUACAGGAGGUACAAAACUCUUAUCAAUGCAACCGGAGACGAAGUGCUUUUAUAUCUGACCGCUGCAGGGACGAGUUUCAACCUCUUCCUCUCAUCUGGACUAUUAUUAUUUAUAUCAACAGUAAUUGAAGUUUCUCUCUGAAAGCUUGACUGAUUUUUCUAAAUUUCAGUAUCUUAUUUCUUUGUUUUCCACCUUGACUAAAGGCACAUAAAGCCCAACAUGCAUUUAAAUACUAGCUCCUUUAAAGGUUGAGCUUCUGUACCGGAGAGGAAACCAGUUAAAACUCGUCUCUGUUUCUAAAAACCCUUCAUUGCCUUUUAUCUUCCUUUCAUCAGCUCGAAAACUCUUUAAAGUGCAUUUAUCCCGAAUGAAAAUGUUUUCUGUUAUUUGUUUUUACCACUAAACCCAUUAAAGCAGCAUGGGGACUCCUCCAGCUCUCCUCUGAUUUA